GGGCUCACUGUUUGCGGGGCGUGGGAGGAGCGCGAGUCUGUUUAGAGUAGUGUGGCUUAGCAGUUGCGAGAGAGGCGGACGGACCGAGAGCGGGAGCAAAAGCCAGUGGACUGAGUGGUGCCCAGAAAAACCGGAGGCACGGAGCCCCCCAGGGUAACCAUGGCUGUUUCAGCCCCGCCGGUAAAUUCGGCAACUGCGAGCGGCUCCAGCAGCAACGCUGGAGCCCCCGGGGGCUUGUUCCGGGCCGAGCCCCUCUAUUCCACCAGCCCGUCCGAGUCCCCGCGGCUCACCACCAGCAUGAUCAACAGCUUCAUCACCACCCCGGGCAGCGUUAGCGGUAUGAGCGGCGGCGGCGGCAUGAGCGGUAUGGGCAGCGGCAGCCUGAGCGGUAUGGGUGCCGGUAUGAGCGGUAUGAGCGGUGGCGGCAUUAGCGUUAUGGGCGGUGGCGGCAUGAGCGUUAUGAGCGGCGGCGGUAUGGGUAUGAGCGGUAUGAGCGGCGGCGGCGGCGGCGGCGGCAUGAGUGUGAGCGGCGGCGGCGGCAAUGAGUGUAAGAUGGUUGAUCUGCACGGAGUGAAGGUGGCUUCUUUCCUGGUGGAGGGGCAAGAGCUCAUUUGCCUGCCUCAGGUCUUUGACCUGUUCCUGAAGCACCUCGUAGGGGGGCUGCACACCGUCUACACCAAGCUGAAGAGACUGGAUAUCACACCGGUGGUGUGCACAGUAGAGCAGGUCAGGAUCCUCCGGGGGCUGGGCGCCAUCCAGCCCGGAGUGAACCGCUGCAAACUCAUUACCAGAAAGGACUUCGAAACUUUGUACAACGACUGCACCAACGCCAGGUCAGACUUAGGAUCUUUAAUUGAGGACUUGAAGGGCCAUAAGAAGCCAUAUAGUUCAGCUUCCAGCUCUUACAGAACUACAUCCACAUGGCCCAACACUUGGCCGAGGAGACCUCCUUUCAGUACUGUGGCUGGCCCAGUUUACUCUCGGAAUCGUCACAUUCAAGGAGCCAGUUCAAGGCCUGGAAGACCCCCCAAACGUUCCCUGGGAGUGGCCAUACAAGAGAACGCACGCCUUCUGCCUCAUGGCGUCCCAGGCCUCAUAUCUCCAGGCCUUAUCUCACCAACAGGUGGAAGUGAAUCCUCCUGGGACAAGGAAAAGAUGCAGUCACCUAUGACUCCAGGAACCCAGCCUGGUGUGGGUCAUGCCACACUGCCAGGACAGGCCAGCCUUGGAAGUGCCCAUCCACUCAAUCCUCUUCAGCAAAAUCAUCUGCUGACUAACAGGCUUGACCUGCCAUUUAUGAUGAUGCCUCAUCCACUGCUGCCUGUCACCUUGCCUCCUGCAUCAGUUGCCAUGGCGAUGAAUCAGAUGAACCACCUCAAUACUAUUGCCAACAUGGCUGCUGCAGCCCAGAUGCAUAGCCCACUCACCAGGGCAGAGGCUUCUGUUAUUAAGGAGAGGAUUCAGGACAGCCCAUCUCCUGCUCCUUCUUUGGAUGAGGGCCUUCGCCCUGUGAGCCUUGAGUCUUCACAUCAUAGCAGCAGCAUGUCCAGCUCUCCUUCUCAUAUGGACCACAUCCCGGAUAGAUUUGUUAUGAUGUCUGCCAAUAGAGAGGGAGAAUUCACUGAGCAAGAUAAUGGAUCGAAUCCCAAAAAGCACCAGAAGGAGAAAGUUCUGUCAUUCAAUCAAGAGCUAUUUGAUGGUUCCCAGUCACUGUGGGGAGGAAAAAGAAUCGUAAGACAGGGAGCCGGGCCUCAAGAUGCUUACAACCAAGUUUGGGCGCCAAGACGAACAGAAGAUGUGCAGAUGGCCAUACCGAUGAUGAAACCAGGCCUAGAGAAGGCCCAACUGGCUGGGCAAGCCAUGCCUGCUGGGUUCUCCUCCCCAUUCAUUUUUGCUGAUAGCCUUUCUUCUGUGGAAACACUUCUGACCAACAUUCAGGGCCUCCUGAAAGUGGCUCUCGACAAUGCCCGCAUCCAGGAGAAGCAGAUGCAGCAAGAGAAGAAGGAACUGAGAAUGGAGCUCUUCAGGGAGAGGGAGCUGAGAGAGACCCUGGAGAGGCAGCUUGCUGUGGAGUUGCAGAGCAGGGGUGAGUCCGCUACUAUUCAGAAGCGCCUGAAGAAGGAGAAGAAGGCCAAGAGAAAACUGCAGGAGGCCCUGGAAUUUGAGUCCAAGCGCCGUGAGCAAGUGGAGCAAGCUCUGAAGCAGGCCUCCACAGAUGCUGCCGUACCAGAUAGAGAAAUGGAGAAUGGGACUCAGCCUGACAAUGCGGCAACAAUGCAAGCAAGUUGGAAAAGAUGGCGUCUUCUGAAAGAAAAAGGAAGCUAUUGCCCACAUGAAGAAGCUGCAGAGAGCCAGGUGUACAUCAAGCCUCCUGUCAUGUACUGAAGGAAGUUUCUAAGACAAAGAAUCUAUCUAUCCACAUGCCAUCCAUUAUCUGAAGCUAUCUAGUUCAUUUAAGUUUGUUACCUUUGAUGCCUUCAGUGCUAUGUGAAGAACAGAAAUUGUAGCAUGAAACUUGAAGACGUUGGCUGCAUCGAAUACUGCAACAUCGAAAGCUUUUGUAAGCUGCUCACGCCAAACCAAGCCUGUUGCAAUUGAUCAUUUGUAGAACCCCCUCCUAUAGAAGUUUUAGUCUUUUUCGGUACAUACGAGAUUUAUUCCUUCCAAGAGAACUAACCUUUUAUUUGCCCCCCUUAAGGAGGUAGCUAUUACUGUUUAGCAGUGGCAGAACCCUAUUAAUCGGCCCUAAUGGUCCCCGCUGGCUUUACCUAUGUGCAAAUCCUAAGUCCAGUUUAGCGCCAAAACUAUUCACCCUUGAGCUGUUUCGAUUGUGUUUAUAAAUUAAGCUUUGUUUACUGAAGCAGAUAUUCCAUAUAUACUACAUUUUGCAGAGAAAUGUGUGUACGUUGAAAAACAAAAGGGGUGCGAAAAUGCCCUUUCAAUUUGAUGACUGAUGCGCAAAUACUGUGUGAGCUUAACCCUAACCAGCUGAAGUCCUAUGGUUAUAAUUGAUGCUUUAUAUGCUCAGUUCAGCUUGGCUUUUGGUCUUUUCCAGUGAAAACCUGAAUAUGCAGUAGAGUGUUAGAUCCUAGAAACUUUUACGUAUGGUUUCUCUGUUGUACCAUAUUAAGUUAAAGUACCCCUUCUUUGUUAAGAUGUUCUCGCUUAAAAGGCAGUAUUAAAGACUCUUUCGUUGACUUUGGAA
Messenger RNA from Monodelphis domestica (gray short-tailed opossum), 3205 nucleotides. It is a transcript of the gene DACH2, whose product is annotated as dachshund family transcription factor 2. Gene Ontology annotation, molecular function: DNA-binding transcription factor activity, RNA polymerase II-specific; RNA polymerase II cis-regulatory region sequence-specific DNA binding. Gene Ontology annotation, cellular component: nucleus; transcription regulator complex. NCBI's taxonomy places the organism in Eukaryota, Metazoa, Chordata, Mammalia, Didelphimorphia, Didelphidae. The record is from RefSeq and is a predicted model, not a curated record. Gene Ontology annotation, biological process: regulation of transcription by RNA polymerase II.